CUGAUUUUCGGUGGGUCAGGCUGAAUCCACUGGUUCUGAGCUCAGCCAAGUUCUACGUGCAUCUCCGAUCAAAGCCGAUCCUGAGAACUCCUUUGGGCGCCGUUUUCAGGAAAAGGCCAUCUUCUGGUUGAGCACAGGGGCCAUUUCAGGUGCUACACAUGGGGGAGACCAUCUCGGAUCUUCCACUUUCGGCACGACACCGACAUGUGCAUCAUUCCACCGGUCCGCGCCCGGCUCGCAGUCUGCGCCGGUCCCGGCCGGCUCGCGCGGAAGUCGUCCGACUUUUGGCGGUGCGAGCUUCUUGGGGCAGAUCGGCUGACCAGGAACACCACUGGCAGACCUUCUCGGUGCCCUAUAGCCCCGCCUUUAGCCACGAGAUACGCCUCGCCAGCGAAGCGCUCGAUCCGAUUGGCCUGGACGAGCGGAAGGUCAUCGCACGCCGGGCCAUCUUGGAGCUUCGGCCCAAGGCCCUCGUCAACGUGGGCGCCGGGAUGCCCGACCGGGUGGCACGGGUCGCGCAUGAGGAAGGCGUGCUGGAGCAGGUGACCAUCACUUUAGAGCCAGGGGUGGUCGGCGGCAUUCCUGCAAGCUCGCCCAACUUCGGCGCCGCGGUCAACGUGGACGCGCUCAUCGACCAGCCAUCGAUGUUCGACUUCUACGAUGGCGGCGGCUUGGACAUGGCGUUUCUGGGCAUGGCACAGGUCGACGCGGCUGGGAACGUGAACUCUUCACGCUUUGGCACCAAGCUGUCGGGCGCGGGAGGCUUCAUCAAUAUCAGCCAGAAUUGCAAAAAGGUCGUCUUCGUGGGCACCUUUACCUGUGAUGGAUUGGAAGUGUCAGUUCAAAAUCAACUCACAAUCCUCAAGGAGGGCACGUGCCGCAAGUUUGUGCAGCAGGUGGAGCACGUCACCUUUUCCGGUGACUAUGCUCGAGAAAGGAAGCAAGAGGUGCUCUACGUCACGGAGCGAUGCGUCUUUCAACUGACCUCCAACGGCUUAGAGCUCACGGAGGUUGCCCCUGGCAUCGACUUGGAGAAGGAGGUCUUGGCACAUAUGGACUUCCAUCCACGGAUCCGGUCGCCCGGUCCGCGGUGGAUGGAGCAGCGCAUCUUCAGGGAUGCCUUGAUGGGCUUAGGCAAGGGCUCUUUGCCCUUCAGCGAGAACACCCGCGUGCUCUUUGAUACUGCCAAUGCCGCGAGUGUGGGCAACACUGAGAUCGGCUGUGAGCAGCUGCUGCUGGCCUUCUGCGAGCCGCCACUGGCGCAAAGCGGAGCCAUGGUGUUGCUUAAAGGCCUCGGGCUUUCAGGGGAGAAGUUGAAAGCGGCGGUCGAGGAGGAGCUGUCGGCCCCCGUUGACGAGAGACAACUCGCUGCAGUGGGGGCCGAUGAGAAGGGCGACUCAGAUCUGACCUUGGACCAAGUGGCCACCGAUCUCACGCAGAUGGCCAUGGAUGGGCUCUUGGAUCCAGUGGUAGGUCGACAAGAGGAGAUGGAGCGCAUCAUCCAGAUCUUGCUACGGAAGCGAAAGAACAACUGCUGCCUCGUGGGCCCUCCCGGCGUCGGCAAGACGGCCGUGGUGGAGGGCUUGGCGCAACGCAUCGCGCAGGGGGAGGUGCCUUCACGCUUGCGUGGGAAGCAGCUCUACUCCUUGGACUUGGGGCAAUUGGUCGCUGGCACCAAGUACCGGGGCGAGUUCGAAGACCGCUUGAAGAAAGUGAUCAAUGAGGUGACCAGUGAUGAAAGAGACAUUUGUCUCUUCAUCGACGAGAUUCACCAGAUCAUCGGCGCGGGCGCCGCAGGUGCCGACUCCUCCAUGGACGCGGCGAACCUUCUGAAGCCUUCCUUGGCACGUGGAGAGCUUCAGGUCAUUGGCGCGACCACUGCGGACGAGUACACCAAGCACAUCGAGAAAGAUGCAGCCCUGGAGCGACGCUUCCAAAGGGUGAACUGUGAGGAAGCAUCAGUCUCGGAGACCUUGGAGGUCCUCGAGGGCUUGAGACCCUCCUACGAGGCGCAUCACGGAGUGCUCUUGUCCCCGGACGCCUUGCAAGCGGCCACGCGGCUCUCGCAACGCUAUCUCACCAAUCGUUUCUUGCCCGAUAAGGCGGUGGAUCUCAUUGAUGAAGCCAGCAGCCUCGCGCAAUGGCGCAUGGAGCUUCAGUUAGAGCAGGCAAAUGAGGAGGAGUCACCUGGAGAGCAGCCAAAGCCCGUGGUCACAGCCGCAGACGUGGCAGCAGUGCUCUCGAAGUGGUCGGGCGUGCCCGUGGACCGCAUCGAGCAGGGCGAAUCCGAGCGGCUGAUGCACUUGGAAGAGAUCCUCUCCAAGCGCAUCGUCGGCCAAGACGAAGCCGUGAGCGCCUUGGCGCGCGCGGUACGCCGCGCGCGCAGCGGUCUGGCAGGUCAGCAGCGGCCCACGGCCACCUUCUUCUUUGCAGGACCUUCAGGUGUGGGAAAAACACAGCUCUGUCGUGUUUUGGCAGAGGAGUACUACGUGGAUACCAAGGCCAUGGUCCGCCUGGACAUGAGCGAAUUCUCGGAACCCCACAGCGUGUCGCGCCUCAUCGGCGCGCCGCCGGGCUACGUGGGCUACAACGAUCCCCGCAGUGGGCAGUUGACCGAGGCAGUGAGGCGUCGGCCCUAUAGCGUGGUAGUCCUCGACGAGAUCGAAAAGGCCCACGCCGAGGUCUUGAACCUUCUUCUGCAGGUCAUGGAGGAUGGGCGCUUGACCGAUGGCAAGGGGAGAACAGUGAGCUUCAACCAUUCCAUCAUUGUCAUGACCUCCAACGUCGGUAGCAAGGAGAUCUUGCAACAGGCUGCCGGGAUGGGAUCCUAUGGAGAUUUGCGGCGAGCCGUUCAAGCGCAACUGCAACAGAAGUUCAGGCCCGAAUUCCUGAACCGCAUUGAUGAGCUCUUGGUCUUUCAAGCGCUCUCGGAAACACAGCUGACCCAGAUUGUGCAGUUGAUCUUAGGCGAUGCUCAGUCCAGAGCCAUCAACGCAUUUGAGGAGGCGGCACUGCAGCAUGGAUCGCCUGAGCGCUUGGAGAUCACCUGGACGGCAGACUUGGAACAGCUGGUCAUUGCCAAGGGUUCCAACGUCUCCUAUGGUGCUCGACCCCUGCGCCGGGCCGUCCAACGCCUCUUCGAGGACCCCUUGGCGGAGUUCCUGGUCGCGGGCGACUUGAAGUCGGGCGGCGCGGUGCUUGUGGACGUGGAGGAUGGUCAGGUGGUCCUCAGGUAUGAUGGACGCACACUCCGGCCCGUCUGCACGGCCAAGGAGGUGGCAGAGAUGCCCAAGGUGAUGCAAUCCGCCCUCAACCAGGCGGCGCCCGAGAACUCCAACGUGCCCGUCUCGGCCGUCUCUGUGUCCUGA
Messenger RNA from Durusdinium trenchii, 3368 nucleotides. The record is from the annotation of a GenBank genome assembly. Lineage: Eukaryota; Dinophyceae; Suessiales; Symbiodiniaceae.